UUCGAUUCUACUCUCUCUCUCUCCAUAAGAAAUGGAAGAAACGCCAAAAAGUUGCAAGGAGAACAAAUAGCUGCUUUCGCAACAAUGACCAGCUAGCUAACGCAUUCUCUCUCUCUCUCUCUCUCUCUCUCUCUCUCUCUCUCUCUCUCUACUUUGGUUCCCUCGCUUCAGCGAAAGUGAUCAGUCAGACAUUCUUUGCUUUCUCUCUCUAGCUGGUAAUGGUGGUUGUGAGAGAGAAAAUGGAUUAAGAGAGAGAGAAAGCAACUAGUUAUCAGCAACACCAACAAGAAGGAGAGGGAGAGAGAAUCUAGAGAGAGAGAGAGAGAGAGAAAUGUUCAGGCUACACAAGAACAGGCCUGCUAAAUCAGGGGAGAGGGUGGAUUUCAAGUUCUCCCACUUUAAGGCCCUCCAGGUUCCCAGAGGGUGGGACAAGCUGUUUGUAUCAAUUGUGUCUGUAGAAACUGGGAAACCAAUUGUUAAAUCAAGCAAAGCAGUGGUGCGCAACGGAAACUGUCAGUGGACUGAGACCCUUUGUGAAUCUAUAUGGAUUUCCCAAGACGAGUCUUCGAAGGAGAUGGAAGAUUAUUUCAUCAAGCUUGUCGUUUCCAUGGGUUCGGCAAGAUCCGGCAUCCUUGGAGAGGUUUCAGUCAAUAUGUCAGAUUACAUAAGUUCAACCUCUUCUGCUCCAGUUUCUCUUCCAUUGAAAAAGUGCAGUUUUGGAACAAUUUUACAGGUAAAAAUUAACUGCCUGACACCAAGAAAAAAGCUCAGUGAUGAAGAGUCAAAAGAGACGAGCUAUCAUUCAGAAGAAGUAACUGAAAAUGGUCAUGAUGCGGACAGCAAGUCAGAUGGAUUUAAUAGCUCCGUUGUAUGGAGUGCUGGAUCUUCCUCCAGAAAAGAUUUUGGCUUGAUCUCAAAUCCCGGAGAGUCUGGGAGUCAAGAUAGUAGUUUCUCUGCAUCAGGUUCACAUCGCAGCUAUGACUUGGCAGAGGGCUCCAUAAGAAAGGAUAAUAUGUCCAUGAGAAGCAACCUUAGUGUUGAAGGCAACCACCAGAUAGGAAGACAAGAUUCAACCACCUCCUUAAUUAGUACAUCUCAUGGAAAUUUUCCUGCUGAUAUUCGUUCUCCGUCAGACCAUUCAUCAUUCAAUUCCAGGAUUAAUGGUUCAAGAAUUCAGUCUCAGAAUUCCCGGAAAGAUUUUACAGAAUCUUCUUUAAGCACCACUGAUUCUUCUAAAAACCUUCUGGAUGCGGCAGAAGUUACGAUUGAAGAGUUACAUGCGGAAGCUAAGAUGUGGGAGAGGAAUGCCAGGAAGCUAAUGCUUGAUUUGGAUAUACUGAGGGCAGAGUUCUCUGAUCAGUCCAAAAAGCAGGCAAAUAUGAAUGUGGAGCUUUCAGCAGCAUAUGCAGAACGCGAUGGCUUGAAGAAAGAAGUUGAACACUUGCAUUUGUUGCUUGAGAAUGCAAUGGUAAAACAAACAGCCAGUGAGGAUUUAACUUCUCAGGAUGGAGGAACACCCGAGAUUGAGAAGGCAUUCCAAGAUGAACUGAACUUUCAAAAAGAAUCCGCAGCCAAUUUGUCCCUGCAGUUGGAGAGAAGUCAAGAAUCAAAUAUUGAGCUGGUUUCAGUUCUCCAGGAGCUGGAAGAGACAAUUGAAAAACAAAAAGUGGAAUUGGAGAAUCUUUCAGAACUACAGUCGACAUUUGGUGAUAUGAAAAACUUGAUCAAUUUAACUACAGAGGAAAACAGAAAUUUAAAGCUUCAGCUGCAACAAUUGCAGGAAUCAGAGAACAAGUUGCAAGUCGUGGUGCAACAAGUGGAACAAACCGUGGAAGAGAAAAAUCAUGAGAUAGAGAAUGGAUCGAGUCUGAACGAACACUCCCUUUUGGAUAUUGAGACAGAAUACAAAAGUAAACUUCUUUUGAAGGAACAAGAAAUUGUCAAACUGAAAGCAAAGGUGUCCGAGUCUCUCAAAGAAAGGCAUUCUGCAGAAAUGGAUUCCAUCACCAUGAGUGGAAGUGAAGCAGAUCUGAUCAGUGAAAUUGAGGACUUGAAAGAAAAGGUGAACGAGCUAGAAAGAGAUUGCAAUGAGCUGACGGAAGAAAACUUAGAGCUCUUAUUCAAGCUUAGGACAGUGAAACAAAAAUCGUCAGGGGGAUACGCACCUGUUGAACUUCCAGCCAGUGAGCUUUUAGUAGAUUCUUUUACCAGCUUUGAGUCCAAAGUGACUGAAAAUAAACCCCAAUUACAGAAUGCAGAGGAGAAGCUUAACAAGAAAGUGCUUGGGGAGAUUACAAAUAAUAAUGAUUCUUCAGUUCAAGUACUUGACAGCUUGAAAAUGGAACUAGAAAGUAAAGUAAAUGAGCUGGGUAAAGAAUUGAUAGAGAAGACGUUCAAGAUAGAAAAGCUUGAGGUGAACUUGCUAACCAAAGAAGAAGAAAUCAGUCUUCUAAGAGGGGUCCAAAAUGAAUUACAAGCUGAGGUUUCCAACCUCCAGAAGGAAAAAAUAGAGCUAGAGGAACACAUGGAAGUUGUAUUGAGGGAAAGCGAUAUCAGCUCUAAGUGUUUGAAUGAUUUGCGGAAUGAAUUAAUGGUGCUUAGCAGAAGUGUGAAUUCCCAUGUUUCCACACAUAAGGUACUUGAAAGGAAAUCUUCGGAGCUAGAAGCUGAUAAAUGUGAACUGGACCUUCAUCUAUCAGAGCUUGAACAAGAAAACAUACAGUUGUCAGCACGUAUUUCUGCACUUGAAGCUCAACAAAGAUGCUUGACAGAUGAAAAAGAGGCCAAUCAGUUAGAAUUAGAGAAUUCCCAAUCUUAUUCUCUGAGUCUCCAAGAUGAGAUUAGUAGAUUAAACGUUGAGAUGGAAUCUGAUAAAGUUGAACUGAAACAGAAAUUAAAGGACUUAGAGAGGCAGUGGUCAGAAGCUCGAGAAGAAUGUGAAUUUCUGAAAAGGGCAAACCUGAAGCUACAAGCUACUGCUGAGAACCUCAUUGAGGAGUGCAAUUCUAUUCAGAAUUCAAAUGACGAGUUGAGGAAGGAAAAGCUGGAGUUGCAUCAGCUCUGUUCCCUCUUGGAAGCAAAGUUGAAUCAAUCGCAGGAGAGCUUUACAAAUUGCUCCAAAAGAGUUGAAGUGCUGGAAAAAGAUCUUUCUUUAAUGCUGGAAAAUGUCACCUCAAAAGAGGAGAGCCUGAAUUCAGAAUUAGAUGCACUUCUUGAUGAAAACAUGAAAUAUAAGGAGAAACUUACAUUGGAAGAAAGUUUGUUCAACAAGAUGUAUUUGGAGAAGACAAUUGAAGUUGAGAGCCUUCAGGAAGAGGUAGAACGACUUACCAAGCAAUUUGCUGCUACUCAUGAAGAAAGAGAAGGACUAGCUUCAGAUGCUGUCCAGGAAGCAUCCAGACUUCGAACUGAGAAGGAAAUGCUUCAAUCUGCUCUCCAAGAGUUUCAAUCUAAAGCGAUACAGAUGGAGGAUGAAUUGAAUAUUAUGAGAACAGAAUCUGAAGCGAAGUUACAAGGCCUAUUCGCUGAGCUUGUCGAUAAACAAAAUCAGGAGUCAACAACAGCUGACCAUGAAAAGCUAUUGAAGUUGUUGGAGAAUUACAAAUCAAGUGAAGCAAAACUGAAGACCAAUGUGAAUGAUCUUGAACUAAAGCUUACAGUUUCUGAUUAUGAACAUCAACAGGUGGUGGAAGAAUCCACCAAUAUGAAGGUUCAAAUUGAGAAACUAACUUGUUGUCAGGAGGAAGUUUUGGCUUUCAAGAAUGAGCUGGAUGCAACCAAGUUCGAGAAAGAAAAAUUGGAAGCGUUAUUGGAUUCAAUAUCUGAGGAAUGUGAAGAUCUGAAGGCAGAGAAGAGUUCAUUCCAUGAGAAGAUCUCAACAUUGGAGAAGGCCUUAUUUGACUUGGAGGAUUGCCAACGUAAUAAAGUUCUCUUGGAGGAAAAAUUUCUGCAGAUGGAAGGUGAUCUAACUGCAGAAAAGGCUUUGUGUGCACAGUAUGCCGAGAUGAAGAAUGAGCUCAACCAGAUCAGGAGAGCCAACGAGCAGUAUCAGCUGGAAAUACAGCUACUUGAGGACGAGAGAAGUGAGUUCCUAAGAAAGUCUCAAGCCCUUGAACAAGAAUUGAAAGUGACAAAGGAAGAAAAACAGAAACACAGGGCUUGUAGCAGUCCGAUUUCCAGCUCAUCAAAAGGCGGCACCAGAGUUAUUCCUGUUGGUGAAGAUAUGAAGGUCCCAAAAAAUGAAAUGGUGAGGAACAGCAUUCACUGUCGUGAUUUUAGAAGGAAGCCAAUUUCGAAGAAUGGUCAGGUGCAAGGAAAUGCAACAGAUCAGAAUUAUCCGUAUAGAAACCAGCAUCAAAGAGAGGAUGAUAACGGAGUCGAAUUUCAUGAUGAAAGUCCAAAUGAAGUUGAAGAACUUGGUUUAAAGAUUAAGUUGCUUGAAGAUGAACUUGUUAAGGCAUUGGAAGCAAAUAACACUUACAAAGUUCAACUUGAUAGGUACUUGUCUGAGGCUCGACACAAUCAUGCAGAUGCUCGUCGAAAUUCAAAAGCUGAAGAAAGACACGAACGCUCAAGGUCAUCUCUAGAGACGGAACUGAAAGACAUUCGCGAGCGCUACUUGCACAUGAGCCUGAGAUACGCGGAGGUAGAAGCUCAGCGCGAAGAACUUGUCAUGAAGCUCAAAGUAGCCAAGGGUGGCAAAAGGUGGUUUUGAUGAAUGACUAUGACAACUCCAUUGAUGCCGUUUUCUUGAGUCUUCCACUCUCAGGUAGCUUUUUCGCGUAACUCUGUAUAUCACAAUUUUUCUUCUUCAUGAAUAUGCAAGUGAAGUGAGUGAGUAGAGGAGAAUAUACGUCGUAGCCAAAGGUGGAAAGUUUCACAAAUUGUUAAUUAGAAGUACAAAUUUUAAAUAAUAUGAUAGGUAGUAAUCAACAUCUUGAUAGUAUUAUAUACCAGAUUAUUUGACUGCA
Molecule: messenger RNA, 4970 nt
Organism: Pyrus x bretschneideri (Chinese white pear)
Lineage: Eukaryota; Viridiplantae; Streptophyta; Magnoliopsida; Rosales; Rosaceae
Product: intracellular protein transport protein USO1
Exons: 9
Coding region: 332-4714 (1460 amino acids)
Source: RefSeq, a predicted model, not a curated record